Mobula hypostoma (lesser devil ray) is the source of this 1888-nucleotide messenger RNA. RefSeq names its product coiled-coil domain-containing protein 68-like. Gene Ontology annotation, biological process: intracellular signal transduction. The record is from RefSeq and is a predicted model, not a curated record. Bases 299 to 1354 code for a protein of 351 amino acids. Gene Ontology annotation, cellular component: intracellular anatomical structure. The transcript has 11 exons. Lineage: Eukaryota; Metazoa; Chordata; Chondrichthyes; Myliobatiformes; Myliobatidae.
ACCAGGGUUUGGCUGCUGGAUUGUUCCUGUCCAAAUUGUCUGUCUGAAUCCUUUCUCUGCCCCUUGAAGUCCUCUGAAGUCUUGCCCUGCAACCAGUGUCUGAAGCCAUGCCUCGCCUGGAGCCGAGCCUUGCCUUGCCUUGCCUUGCCUUGCCUUGCCUUGCCUUGCCUGUAACCUGUGCCUGCACUGCUGUCAAGUUCAACUGCCGAAGCAAGAUAAGGAACUAUCUAUUGUUGUUUUGAACUGUCUCUGUGUCCAUGCCCUCACUAGACAAGGUUAUAUAAUUAUUGUGCCCACAAUGUACUGCAGUGAAAUUAGGAUAUUGGAAGCCAACAGCCAUGAAAAAGAAGAAAGAAAACCAUUUUAUGGAUCUGCUAUCUCACAAAUCAAAGAAGAGACUGAAUACAUAAAACAGAUGCGAAUUACACUACAGAAUGUGCGACGGAAUAUGUUUGAAGCUGAGGAUGGACUAAUUCGCAGCCCAACUCAAGAGAUAAAGACAACACUGGCAGAGUCGUCUGAUACAAACGAAUCUGACCCGUCUAUGACCGAACUAUGUUCCAAGUAUCAUCAGAUUCUGGAUGAGAUUAAAGCCAAGGAUGCAGAACUUUGUGCUCUUCUACAAGAAAACAAAGAACUGGCUACACAGUUGGAGGCCACUCAGGAAGCAGGUGCUGCGGCUCUUCGGAAUGCUUCACAGAAACUCUACAAACACUAUCAGCAGCAAAUGGAUGAACUGAAGCAGAGGCAUAAGCAAGACAAGCAGAGACUGCAGGCUUUUGCAGAGGAGCAGGAGAAAAAGUUGCAAAGGAGUAUCAAAAAUUUCAAUGACCUUGAGGUGAAACUGCAACAGAAACAGAACAGAGCGAUGGAGCUGGAAAGGAGAAUAGAAAGGAUGGAAAAGGAGAAGAAGGAGUUAAUGCAGAGGAAGCAGUUUGUGGAGAAUGAGAUGGAAUGUACGCAUUAUGCUUCUAUAGAUGUUCCAGACGGCGCAAGGAGCAGCUUUCAGAGUCUUCAAAUGGAGUCUUCCACACUGCAGGAAAAGAUCUUUCACCUCGACAAUGUUGUCACACAGCAACAUCGAAAUCUACACAGUGCAAUAAACAAGAUUCAAAACUUAAAAAUGGAGUUGGAGAAACAAGAUGAAGUCAUAGCAAAACUAAAGGAACAAAUGGGCAUACUUGAAGCAGAGAAUAGUUGCCUCAAAUAUAAAGCUGAAGUUGUCUCUGAAAACCAGAAGGAAAAUAAUUCACCAGUGAACUCCGCAAGCCCUCGUCCCAAAACUGCUUACGCGCUCAAUAGAAACACAACGCCUUAUCAGAUGCUGAUGAAUUGGAAAAAGGCAAGUGUGUGACCAUGGGUUAACCAGCUCCAUAUCACAGGACGUUCACCACAGAGGGAAUCCUCACAGGAGAGAAUUGUUGCCACCGCACACAACCACCCACUAGCUUCUCAGGGGCCAGCUAAUUCAGAAACUGCCAGAAAAUAAAGUGCAGAAUGACAUUUGUCUGAAACUGGGUGCGUACAGGGAAAUUAAAGACCACUUGAGCUCCGAGGUUUUUAAAAUACUAUAAUCUGUCAAGAAAUUAUGUGAUAGGGAAGAAAAUUACCGAGGAGAACAUUUGGGUGAUCAAAUGAAAACCCCUCAGAAGCACAGGACUAUAAAACUUGCACGUAAUUCUUGUUAACGUUCAGCUCUGGAAAAGAUUUCAACAAUGCGAGCAUUUGAAAUGUCUAACAAAUAUAUCACCUUUACAGAAUACGGCCAUUCCAUAGGAAUAAUAUGUAGUUUAAAUCUUUACUGCAUGCUCAUUUUGAUUAUAAAUAGGGAAAAUGAGCAGUAUAUGUGUGUACAAACUGAUUUGUUUGUUUUAAAUAAAACUAUUUA